Mycotypha africana is the source of this 1503-nucleotide messenger RNA. RefSeq lists its product as uncharacterized. The record is from RefSeq and is a predicted model, not a curated record. Gene Ontology annotation, biological process: endocytosis; actin cortical patch localization; plasma membrane tubulation. Lineage: Eukaryota; Fungi; Mucoromycota; Mucoromycetes; Mucorales; Mycotyphaceae. The coding region runs from base 58 to 1416 and encodes 452 amino acids. Gene Ontology annotation, cellular component: actin cortical patch; Rvs161p-Rvs167p complex; medial cortex. Gene Ontology annotation, molecular function: lipid binding; protein binding. The transcript has 5 exons.
CUUUUCUUUACUCUUUAUUUACAGACUUCUUUUAUUCCUCUACCUUGAACAAAAAGCAUGAGUUGGAGAGGGUUUCAAAAAGCCGUCAGUCGAUUACCACAUCAGUUAUUAUCAAAGAAAAGUGAAGCUACAAAGGAUCUCGAAUAUACUGCACUCGAGAAGCAAUUUAAUGAUUUUUCGAAAAUAAUUGAAGUUCUUGCCACGGAUGCCAGAUUAUUUCGUGAUAGUAUUUCUGCGUUAUUGUCAAAUCAAGCAGCUAUGGCACAAUACUUGGCAGGCAUCUAUGAUUCAACUUUAGGCACUCAAGUACCAGAAGGCGCCGUUCAGAAACGAUUUCAACAAACACCCGCGAUUCAACUCCAAGCGGUCAACGAUGCCGAAGCCGCUAUGGCUUACUGUCGAGACGAAGUACUUCCUGAGCUGGACGUUGUGGAUCGUGAUAUAGUGCGUCCUCUUCUAGAACUCACCGAAAUUAUUAAAACUGUACAAAAGACAAUGACCAAACGGAACCACAAACUGAUCGAUUACGACCGCCAUCGACUUGCUUUACAAAAACUCCAAAACAAACAAGAACGCAGCUUCAGCGAAGAAAAACAAAUAUUCAAAGUACAGGCUUCACUGGAUACCGCUACACAAGAUUACAAAUAUUUGAACGACAUGCUCAAGGCAGAACUGCCCCAGUUUUUCCAGCUCAAAACACAGUUUAUCCAACCUGUUUUCGAAAGUCUGUUUAACAUGCAAUCACGUAUAUAUGGCAUGAUUUAUGCUCGUUGUUAUGAACUACUGAAUCAGAAUUUAGAGGCAUUCACGACGAAUACAAUGGGUAUUGAGGAAGGAUACAAUUAUCGCAAAUCACAAAGAGAUGCGAGAGGUGAAUUAGAAAAUAUGGAUUUGUUGAAAAAUGGAGGAAAGGCUUGGUUGGCUGCUUCAGGAGCAGGCCAUAAUUCAAAAUUGUCUCUUCAAGAAAGAGCGGCUAUGAAAAAGCAAGAGGAAAUGAUGGCUGGAGGGUCCUUGUCCUCGGGUUAUUCUUCUCCUUCUCCACCAUUCCAACAAUUACAGUCGUCCAUGCAAGCACCGCCGCCAUCGCAGCAACAGCAACAUGAUUAUGCAGCACCACCACCUGCUUAUGGACAAACGGAAGGAGGUGUGGCGUUGGAUUCAUCGCCAAUGCAAUAUGGAAAACAGCCACCACCCGCAGCAUCCUAUUCAGCAGCACCUCCCCCACCAGCCCCACAGCAGGGGCAGUAUGUCAUUGCAUUAUACGACUAUACUGCUCAAGCAGAAGGAGAUUUAUCUUUCAAGAAAGAUGAUAAAAUUGAAGUUGUUCAAAGAACAGCAGAUACAAAUGACUGGUGGACAGGAAAAUUGAAUGGAGUCAUUGGCGUAUUCCCAGGCAACUAUGUAGCAGAACUGUAGAUUCAUAACUUUAAUCUAAAAGAGUUAUUCUUUUUAAUCAAGAUAUUAAAAGUAUUUCUUUAAAUGCAAUAACAGACGAAAUAUAUA